Trichoplusia ni (cabbage looper) is the source of this 824-nucleotide messenger RNA. RefSeq names its product inosine triphosphate pyrophosphatase. The coding region runs from base 163 to 741 and encodes 192 amino acids. Lineage: Eukaryota; Metazoa; Arthropoda; Insecta; Lepidoptera; Noctuidae. Gene Ontology annotation, molecular function: nucleoside triphosphate diphosphatase activity. Gene Ontology annotation, biological process: nucleoside triphosphate catabolic process. Gene Ontology annotation, cellular component: cytoplasm. The transcript has a single exon. The record is from RefSeq and is a predicted model, not a curated record.
GUCAAUUCAAUUGUCAUUUGUCAAUCGUGCCGACCAGACGUGCACUGGUUUUGUUUAAAACAGCAUUCGAAAGUAAAGUUAGUAUUAGGUAUAUAGCUUCCAGAUGGUCAGUGAUCAAAGAACUCAUAUCUAUUAACCUGAACUCUAUUAAAACAUUUCAUCAUGACUCAGAGAACUAUAACCUUCGUCACUGGCAAUGCCAAAAAACUAGAGGAGCUCAGGGCUAUUCUCGGCGGUAACUUCCCUUUAGAAAUAAUUAGCCACAAGCUAGACUUGCCAGAACUUCAAGGAGAAAUAGAUGAGGUGUCUAUAAAGAAAUGCCAAGAAGCUGCACGCCGAUUGAAAAGGCCUGUGUUAGUUGAAGACACAUCUUUAUGUUUUAAUGCACUAAAAGGGCUCCCAGGACCUUAUAUCAAGUGGUUCUUAGAAAAAUUAGAGCCUGAGGGUCUCACAAAACUGUUGACAGGCUGGGAGGAUAAAACAGCCAAAGCUGUGUGCACCUUCGCCUAUUGUGAUGCCAACAAUGAAAAUUUAGAUGUUAUGUUGUUCCAAGGCGUAACCAAUGGGCAGAUAGUAUCGCCAAGAGGUACAAGAGACUUCGGAUGGGAUUGUGUUUUCCAACCAGAAGGAUACAGUCAAACUUAUGCAGAAUUACCAAAGACAGAAAAAAAUAAAAUAUCCCAUAGAUACAGAGCUUUAGAAAAGUUCAAAUCUUACUUUACAGAAAAAACAAAUGAAUAGACUUUAUCUAAUCAGUGUUAUACUAUAAAUGUAAUUAAAAUGUUAUCUUUUGUAUAGCAAUUAAACCAAAUCUAAAUAUGUUA